UCAUUUUUAAAAAUAGUAUCAAGGAUUGCACCAUAAGAAGCCGUGCCGGUGUAAGAAACGACAGUGAUACGAAUGUAGGCAAGGAAGAAGAACGCAGAAACACAAGCCAGUCCCGGCCAAGCCCGGCGCCGUCAGAAAGGAAAGAGUGACGAAGAAACCGACUCUACCCACUGAGCUCGCACGAAGCCAAGGGAGAGACCGAGGGAAGGUAGACACUUGGAACAUUAAAUCCAAGAUCGAAAAGUUACGACAAAUCGUAACAAUUCACUCUCACGGGGACCCAAUAAUACGGCAGAAUUUAGCAAAAUGUUUGAACAAACGAUUGGCAUCAACAUCGCCGAGCAUGGCUGCUUCGUCCCAAGAAGCGUCGACGAGCUCGUCGACAUGUUGGACAUCGGGGCUGGACUUGCUGGACACACUGGACAUGAGUCUAUUUUCGGACUCGUUUCAGAUGUCGCCACCCCCGAUUUCCAACAAUUCUCUACAUUUGGCACUGAAUCCAAGUGGCCUAUUUGACAACGAGCUGGCUGGAAUCAAACCUGAUCCAGCUGCCACGACCUUUGACCUGAACACUGAUUUUGUUGAUGAAGUGGGGGGUGAACCUAGUUUGGAUAAAAUGGGUGGAGACAUCAUGGACGUCCUCACUUCCUUCUCUGAUGAUGUCGAUGACGAGUACCUCAACAGCUUCAUGGACCUCACAGGAUUCCUCCAGCUGGAGGAUUCCAACUUGGGUAAACCAGAGGUUUCAUUGAAACCGGAGCCUGAAGUAAUUGAUGAGCCUGAGCCUGAAGUAAUUGAUGAGCCUGUCAAGACAAAAUCUCAGAAGCGCAAGCAUGGUGAUGUACUAUCUGAUGAGAUGGGGUCAUUUUCAGCCAGCAUAGAUCAUGACUACGUCUCUAAGAAAUCUCGUACAUCGUCUGCUACUGAGGACGAUGAUGUCUUUGAAGAACCUAAGGCGAAGGUUGCCCCCGUUCAAAAAUAUCGGGAGAGGAGAGUAAAGAAUAACAUCGCGUCUAGGAGAUCCCGAGAAAUUCGUAAACAGAAGUAUGCGAAUAUGGAAGGGGAGGCUGAACGACUGAUCGUCGAUAACGCCAAGCUCCGUGAACGCAUUGAAGAAAUGGAACAGAUGGCAAAAGAGAUGAAAGCUACUCUGAUCAGCAAAUUGGCAGGAAAGUAAAUUUCCUUUGCGGCUGUAAAGGAACUGACAAUUUACUGAAAAGACUGGCAUUUAGUAAUCUCCCAGUCAUCGUGACAAUGAGAACUUUCUUUGUAUGUUAAGAUUUGUUUUACUUAGGCUUUUUGUAUACAUGAUUUGCAUACUCUCAUUGUCACAAUUAUGAUAUGUAUUCUAUAUUAUUAACAAUAAAUUUGUACAGUAAAAUGUACAAAAAAAUAUUAAAAUAUAAAAUACAAAAAAAAUGGAUCACAAAUCUGACAGCAUAUAUAUGUUUUUGUUUGUCGAUUUGAAUGUCAUCUUAUCAAUUCAUUUUUAUUAUGUUUUUAUUGAAAAUAUUUUGUAUUAUGCGUCAUAAACAGUGAAAACUGUUUUUGAUUUUGAUUAACCUCAGGAGCAAGUGUUUUUUAAUUAUCAUCAGAUGUCCGGGGUUAUGCGUCUUACGAGCAAGUCUAUGAUAUAUAUUAUACGUGUGCUCACAGAGGUGUAGCACUGCCCUCCCAUGUCCAUAUGUUUAAACCAUGGCGAGGGCAAACUUGUUAAUUUUGUUUCCAUUUAUUUAUUUUCCAUUUUAAGUUAAAAACUACAUAGUCAUUUCAUUUCGGUAAAAAAACAUUCGUUCAUAAAGACAAAGCUAUCAAGUUGCAAUAAUUUAUUUUUUAAUGAAAUUUUAUUGAAAGGGUAUUUUUAAUUGUUAGGUAUUUAAAUGGUUCAGUGCCCAGAUAUUUUUUGUCUGAUUUAAUUAUCUAAAUAUAUUUGGAAAGGUAUGGGUUGUGUAUAUUAGUUGUAAAUUUUACAAGAAAUCAUAACGUUAAGAAAAUGUCUUAAAGUUUUUUAAGGAAUGUUAUCAAACAACGCAGUAAUAGUGCUAAUAUUAUUAGCGGUACCCAACUGAAGUGUAUUUUUGUCGAGAUAAAUGGCACAACUUACUGUUAUUUUUUUCUUAUCUAUGCAGAUGUUUUAAAGUAGUAAUCAAUGUCAGUCAGGAAAUCUGUUUUAUUGGUGAAUUCUGUGGUAUGAUUUUUUUUUUGAAUUUAGAUUGAAUCCAUGAAAUCUUGUACAGUGAAACCUUGAUAUAAUGCCACCUUUUUAAUAUAGAUUGCAUAUUUCAAUAUUCCUUUCUUUAUAAUUUCUUGGUACAUAUCCAUCAUUUUAGUACCGACCUCGAUUAAGAACAAAAUUCUGGACAAACAAUCGCGUUAUAACAAGGUUUUACAGUAUCCAAAUUCUUUAAGUUAUCCUAGAUAAAAUGACUGACAUUGUUUAUUGCAUGAACAAACGUCUUGGGUGUGAAUGUGUGAGAGAGGACGAAGACUUGUAAGGACUAAGAUGGACCUUUCAUUAACGUUUAUUUUGUACUGGGUGGGAAAAUGAUAUUUAGCCUUUUAAACUUAAGAUCAAGAAAUCUUGAUGUAGAAAUUACCCCGAAAAUUUCAGUUCGAUGUAGAAUAUUAAAAAAAAAAUCAGAUUAUUUUAUUGACUUGGAAAUAUUAAAUUGGGGAUUUGUUUGAUAUAGAAUGGGAGGGGGGAAUGGGAAGGAGUUCAUAUGGGGAGGGUUGGAUAAUAAUGAUGAGAAUAAUUUACAAUAAGCUUGCGAGGACUGAGAAUUUUGACAUUAACAUAUAACCAGGUUUCUUUCUACACAUGGAGAGUAUGCGGACAUUUUCAUCACCAAAAACAAUCAACAUGUACAUGUACACAAAAAUAUCAUCAUUUAUCAUGGGAACUAGUCAAUUGCAUUUACUUUGUACAGAAACCUGGUUAUUGAGUGUUGUACAUAAACAGUUGUUUACAUUUGCCAUGCCUUAUUUUCCACGAUAUGCCACCAUUUUUUCAAACAUUAUUUUUACACUUGCUGUUCAUAAACUUUUUACAAUAUCAUGUUAGCAAAAUUAAAUGGGAAAUUGUAAGAUUUGUUUUGUAAGUAAACUUUAAAAUUAAUGGGUGACAUUGAAUAUAGAUAAAUAUGAAUGUGUAGACAUGUUUUUUAUGUUUAGACGAUGGACAAAACGAUAAAGUGUUGUGACAGUAGACGUAUGGCUUCAUGCAAAAUAAAUUAAGUAUCGGCUGUAAAAAUUAUGGAGAAAGUGAGUGUGCUCAGAAUUUUAUGUACAUUUAAGGUCAAUAUGGCAAUUUAUUAAAAGUUUUUGUGAUGUGAAAAAAUAGGAGUACGAGAAUUUGGAAUGUAUAGAAUGUAUUCAAAUCGUGAAAUAGAUUUGAGCGAAGACAAUUUAAUACUCGUCAAUGUUCUCUGCUUUUAUAAAUUUUCGGAAAAAAUUGAUAGCUGUACACUUGUGAAAAUCUUUCUGAACCAGAGGGCAAGCUGUAGGAUUAAAAUUGUUACCAAACUUUGUUGAAGUUGAUACAGGUGAAGAAGAAGAAAAAGAAGAAAAAAUAAAUAAAUAAAAAAGAUAAAAAGAA
Mizuhopecten yessoensis (Yesso scallop) is the source of this 3595-nucleotide messenger RNA. RefSeq names its product cell death specification protein 2-like. Bases 344 to 1177 code for a protein of 277 amino acids. Gene Ontology annotation, biological process: regulation of transcription by RNA polymerase II; DNA-templated transcription. The transcript is spliced from 4 exons. Gene Ontology annotation, molecular function: DNA-binding transcription factor activity, RNA polymerase II-specific; RNA polymerase II cis-regulatory region sequence-specific DNA binding. The record is from RefSeq and is a predicted model, not a curated record. NCBI's taxonomy places the organism in Eukaryota, Metazoa, Mollusca, Bivalvia, Pectinida, Pectinidae.